AUGGUUGGUUUUUUUAAAAUAUUAAUUACAUUUUUAUUAAUAACUUCAUAUACAUAUAUUAAUGCUAAACAACAAACUGUUCGAGUAGUUGGAAGAUUAAUUUGUGGAGAUAAACCAUUAGUAAAUGAAAAAGUUAAAUUAUGGAAUGAUAAUACACUAGGAACUGAUGAUCAAUUAGCUUCCGUUAAAACAAAUAGUUCAGGAUAUUAUGAUAUUCAAGGUGGAAUUGGAUCUAUUUUUACUAUGGAUGUUAAACUUAAAUUUUAUACAGAUUGUGAAGAUGGAAUCAAACCUUGUCAACGUAAAAUAGUACUUGGGGUACCUGAUAAAUAUAUUUCUAAAUCAGAUGCAGAAGUUAAAACUUUUGAUGGAGGUGUAAUGAAUUUAGCAUUUAAAUUUCCAGAUGAAUCACGCGAUUGUUUAAAUUAA
Molecule: messenger RNA, 429 nt
Organism: Strongyloides ratti
Lineage: Eukaryota; Metazoa; Nematoda; Chromadorea; Rhabditida; Strongyloididae
Product: Transthyretin-like family-containing protein
Exons: 2
Coding region: 1-429 (142 amino acids)
Cellular component (GO): cell surface
Source: RefSeq, a predicted model, not a curated record